Molecule: messenger RNA, 2152 nt
Organism: Urocitellus parryii (Arctic ground squirrel)
Lineage: Eukaryota; Metazoa; Chordata; Mammalia; Rodentia; Sciuridae
Gene: Wnt10a
Product: Wnt family member 10A
Biological process (GO): canonical Wnt signaling pathway; neuron differentiation; multicellular organism development
Cellular component (GO): extracellular region
Molecular function (GO): frizzled binding; cytokine activity
Source: RefSeq, a predicted model, not a curated record
ACAGCGCCGCCCCCCGCCCCCGCCGCCUGCCUCGCUCACCUCGGAAGCACAGGCUCGCGGCGCUGCGCUGGGGUGCUCCCCGGCACCCCGGCCCCGAGUCCCCACCMGCUGUACCUCCGGGACCCCCCUCACUCUCGACAGGCACCAGGAGUUGUCGCAAGGGGGCCUUGGGAAAUUCCCCGGACCCCUGUGCCAGGAGGUGCCCGGUUCGCCCGCUCCCCCCCCCACCCCCCGAGGGCGGUGCCCGGGGGUGCUGCCCCAUGGAGCAGGGAGGCGGGCGCCGUCUGCUCUCGGAACCGUGACCCGAGUCUUGUCGGAGCUGUGUGUCGCGUGUCGCAGACGCCCCGACCCCAGCUGAUCAUGCGCCACCGCCCCUGGCUCGCCAGGCCCAUCGGGCUGUGAGCCCCCCACUCCCGGCCCUUCACGGCCCGGCCCGCGCGCCAUGGGCAGCGCCCACCCUCGCCCCUGGCUGCGGCUCCGACCCUGGCCCCAGCCGCGGCCCGCGCUCUGCGCGCUCCUGUUCUUCCUACUGCUGCUGGCUGCUGCUGUGCCCAGAUCAGCACCCAACGACAUCCUGGGCCUCCACCUUCCCCCGGAGCCUGUGCUCAACGCCAACACAGUUUGCCUGACAUUGCCUGGCCUGAGCCGGCGGCAGAUGGAGGUGUGUGUGCGUCACCCUGACGUGGCCGCCUCAGCCAUCCAGGGCAUCCAAAUCGCCAUCCACGAGUGCCAACACCAGUUCCGGGACCAGCGCUGGAACUGCUCUAGCUUGGAGACUCGAAACAAGAUCCCUUAUGAGAGUCCCAUCUUCAGCAGAGGUUUCAGAGAGAGCGCUUUUGCCUACGCAAUCGCAGCAGCUGGGGUGGUGCACGCGGUAUCCAACGCGUGCGCCCUGGGCAAACUGCGGGCAUGCGGCUGCGAUGCAUCCCGGCGCGGAGACGAGGAGGCCUUCCGUCGCAAGCUGCAUCGUCUGCAGCUGGAUGCGCUGCAGAGGGGUAAGGGGCUGAGCCACGGGGUCCCGGAACACCCCGCCCUGCCCCCUGCCAGCCCUGGCCUGCAGGACUCCUGGGAGUGGGGCGGCUGCAGCCCUGACGUGGGCUUCGGGGAGCGCUUCUCUAAGGACUUUCUGGACUCCCGGGAGCCUCACAGAGACAUCCACGCGCGCAUGAGGCUCCACAACAACCGAGUUGGGAGGCAGGCGGUGAUGGAGAACAUGCGGCGAAAAUGCAAGUGCCACGGCACGUCAGGCAGCUGCCAACUCAAGACCUGCUGGCAGGUGACGCCCGAGUUCCGAGCAGUGGGGGCGCUGCUGCGCAACCGCUUCCACCGCGCCACGCUCAUCCGGCCGCACAACCGCAACGGCGGCCAGCUGGAGCCAGGCCCCGCGGGGGCACCCUCGCCCGCCCCGGGCACUCCUGUGCCGCGCCGGCGAGCCAGCCCCGCCGACCUGGUCUACUUCGAGAAAUCGCCCGACUUCUGCGAGCGCGAGCCGCGCCUGGACUCGGCAGGCACCGUGGGCCGCCUGUGCAACAAGAGCAGCGCGGGCCCGGAUGGCUGCGGCAGCAUGUGCUGCGGCCGCGGCCACAACAUCCUGCGCCAGACUCGCAGUGAGCGCUGCCACUGCCGGUUCCACUGGUGCUGUUUCGUGGUGUGCGAAGAGUGCCGCAUCACCGAGUGGGUUAGCGUUUGCAAGUGAGCCGCACAGGUUUCCCCGGGCCCCGAGAAAGGCUCCCCUCCUGGAGCCUGGCCUCUGCACUUGCGAUUUGGCCCAGAGCACCUUGGCUUCCUGGGAGAGACUGGACCACAGGCUCUCAGAAGGACUCCCGGUUCUGCAAUCAAGGGACAGUCCAGGGCUUCCAAAUCAACCCCUCUGCUCAAUUCUGUGGGCUUUAGGAUUGAUUGGCCUCCCUCCUUCCUGUCCUCAGCUCACACAGCUCAGUUGGGCUGGAGACUGCCCCAUACCUUAGGACACACACGUGUCAGGCAGGCAGCCCAGCCCCUCAGGCCUGUCUGUGCCCAUCCUUUCUCCCCUUCCCCUGGAGUGGGAGGGAAUGGAUGGAAGCUGAUGGGCAGGGGGAGGAAGAUUAAAAAGAAGAACUGGACAUGACUGAGCUGAAGUAAUUCUAUAAAGGCCCCAGUCAUCCUCACCCAC